AUAAAUAUAUCCUUUGCCCCGUGCACGUUAGACUUUGUUCGACCCUUCCCACGCUUCGGUCAUCGGGAUCGGCUCCGCGGCGGUCUCACCGCUCUCCGUUCUGCUAACUUGCGCCUGGAACUUGAAAAUCAUUAACCUGUUCGAUGGGAUCAAUAGCGGAGCCUCUCCACGUGGAUCCAUUUGCAGAGCAGAAUAGAGAAGAAGAUGCAGGAGCAGUUUUCGUGCUGGAGUCAAAAGGAACUUGGUGGCACGCCGGCUUCCACCUGACGACGGCGAUCGUCGGCCCUACGAUACUGACGCUACCGUACGCUUUCAGAGGACUAGGGUGGGGCCUAGGGUUCCUCUGCUUAACGACGAUGGGUCUGGUCACGUUCUACUCUUACUAUCUCAUGUCCAAAGUUCUCGACCACUGCGAAAAGGCCGGUCGGCGCCACAUCAGAUUCCGGGAGCUCGCCGCCGACGUUUUAGGGUCUGGAUGGAUGUUUUAUUUUGUAAUAGUCAUCCAAGCCGCCAUCAACACAGGAGUGGGAAUAGGAGCUAUUUUGCUUGGAGGAGAAUGCCUUCAGAUCAUGUAUUCGGACCUUUUUCCCAAUGGAUCCUUGAAAUUGUAUGAGUUCAUAGCUAUGGUGACGGCAGUAAUGAUCAUCCUCUCUCAGCUUCCAACCUUCCACUCCCUCAGGCACAUCAACCUUGUUUCGCUUUUUCUCAGCUUAGGCUAUACUUUCCUUGUGGUUGGUGCUUGCAUUCAUGCAGGUACCUCGAAACAUCCUCCUCCAAGAGACUAUUCCUUAGAGACUUCAGAGUCAGCAAGGGUUUUCAGUGCCUUCACUUCCAUCUCCAUUAUAGCUGCCAUUUUUGGGAAUGGGAUUCUACCUGAGAUACAGGCAACUCUUGCUCCACCUGCUACUGGGAAGAUGGUGAAAGGCCUUUUGAUGUGCUACGCUGUAAUCUUCGUUACUUUCUACUCAGCUUCAGUGGCAGGAUACUGGGCAUUCGGAAAUAAAUCAAGUUCUAACAUUCUCAAGAGCCUAAUGCCUGAUGAGGGACCUUCUUUAGCUCCAACAUGGGUUCUAGGCCUGGCAGUUAUCUUUGUUCUGCUUCAGCUAUUGGCCAUUGGGCUGGUCUAUUCUCAAGUGGCUUAUGAGAUCAUGGAAAAGAAAUCGGCAGAUGUGAAUCAAGGGCUGUUCUCUAAAAGAAACCUCAUCCCUAGGAUAAUUCUUCGAACACUUUACAUGAUUUUCUGUGGAUUUAUGGCAGCAAUGCUACCAUUUUUCGGAGACAUCAAUGGCGUUGUUGGAGCAAUUGGCUUCAUCCCUUUAGAUUUCAUCCUCCCAAUGCUUCUCUACAACAUGACUUACAAGCCCCCAAGAUCGUCCUUGAUGUAUUGGAUAAACAUCUCCAUCAUCAUUGUGUUCACGGGUGCAGGAAUCAUGGGCGCAUUCUCUUCCAUAAGGAAGUUGAUUCUUGAUGCCUACAAGUUUAAGCUCUUUAGCAGCGAUGUAGUUGAUUGACCUUGUGUGCGUACUAAUCGUGUGGUUUGAGUCUCAAAUAUGCAGGGCAAUUAGUCAACCGGUACCACAGUAUACAAGUUCAUGGAGUGGAGCAUUAACUGCAAAUGACUACUCUGAAAGAUAUGUAUUCCAGACUUUUUUUUUUUUUUUUUUGGCUUGAUCCUUGCUUUGUGUAGUUUAUAUGGAAGGGAAGACAAUGAAAAACAUGGGGCUCAGCCAUUAACCUUUUGUACUCUACAUGAUUUCCAAAGUUAUAUAUGAUGAUGAUUCAAAAUUACCUCU
This is a messenger RNA of Vitis riparia (riverbank grape), 1793 nucleotides long. Its product is annotated as probable GABA transporter 2. The record is from RefSeq and is a predicted model, not a curated record. NCBI's taxonomy places the organism in Eukaryota, Viridiplantae, Streptophyta, Magnoliopsida, Vitales, Vitaceae. Gene Ontology annotation, cellular component: plasma membrane. The transcript has 7 exons. Bases 144 to 1511 code for a protein of 455 amino acids.